Molecule: messenger RNA, 687 nt
Organism: Helobdella robusta
Lineage: Eukaryota; Metazoa; Annelida; Clitellata; Rhynchobdellida; Glossiphoniidae
Exons: 1
Coding region: 1-687 (228 amino acids)
Source: RefSeq, a predicted model, not a curated record
AUGGCAAAUCCAGAUUUAAUCGUUUCGGAAAUGCUUUGGAUUUUAAAUGACAAUUUGUUAAAUCUCGAAAGUGAAAAUUUAAAACAUUUUCUAACAAAUAAUUUCUCGCACGAGGAAAAAAUUUUACUAUCAGAAUUAGAAAUUCUAAAAUUAGAUAAGCCUAAACUAUCCACCCGUGGAAAUACCAAACUGGACAAGGUCAACGAAAUUAUUGACGUUUUCAAAUAUCUGAUGGAUAAUAAGUUAAUUGAUAAAAUUGCUACUUUCGUUAUUCUAAAUAUUAAAAAGGUACUUGCUCACUCAGUUGACAGCAUUUCCGAAGUUGUUAAUAGAAAAAUUAAUUCAGUUCUCGACCGUCUGGAUUACUUGGGAAAAUUAGUAAUUUCCAACUGCGAAAAUACUGCACAAACUUUUGCUUCAAUAAAAGAUUUGAAAACUUCCAGGGUGCCAUAUUCCCAAGCUGUCCACUCUGGGCUCCUUCUAGCUCACAGCUCAACAGUCCCAAAAAGUACGUCUUUUUUUUUGAAAAAUAAUAUAAACAAUGUUGACACAGAUAAAAAAGCUGGUUUUAAUGAUGACAUGGUGAAAAAUGAUAAUAUGUGGGCAGAUUCCAUCCCAAGUCCUAAUGGAAAUGUUGAAAAUCCAUUCACACUAGUGUCUAGGUCUAGUGUGAAUGGAAUAGUGUGA